AUGGCUGGGCAAAGAGGCAAUACAGCAGAGGCUGCCGUUGGUCGCGGACCAACUACUGCGGAACCUGAUGGCCUCACGAAAGGAACGCCACACCGCGGAUCAAACUCCCACUCCAAGGCAUCAGUGAUCGCGAACAUCGCCUCAGCUGUUUCCCUGGGAGAGCAAAGCAGCCUACUGAAGGCUGUUGAAAAAGACUCUGAGAUGCUGGCGGAUCUCUUGCAUGAUUUUACACGUACCGUCAAUACCAUAUCGAUUCCUCUGUUUUGUUUUUUCGAGCAGCACAAGUCAGAUGUUGCAAAGGUCAUAAGAUUCAAAGGCUCCAAGAACUUGAUGCCGAGUGUCAAGGAUGCAGUGGUUGAUGAGCACUCCGGCUGCCUUGACGGCUAUCCUAAACUCGGCCUAGCGAGUGACCACUUUCGGCUGAACAAAUUCACCAACCCGGAUGAUGGUAAUUAUCGUCUGGUGUGUGAAGAGGUUGUGAGAUUUGUUGAUAGCGCGCCUGAGCGGAUUAGUAGUCGACGCCCGGCUCUGCCGACCAUGCCAAGCUCCAGCGAUUUCGAUUCUCGUUAUCUCAGAUCGGCUUCGCAUACGACGAAUCAACCUCGAAAUGAAAUCGAAGAACGACAUCGUGCGAGCGUCCAGGCUUUGUUUGCCACAGAUCCUGCCGAUGACAUGCACAUGAUUGCCAACAAGAAAGACAAGCUAUUAGACACCAUAGACUCCUGGAUCAUGAAAGAUGCUACUUAUAUCAAAUGGCUGGGGGACGAUCGUUCACUUGUGCUAUGGCUACAUGGCGAUCCUGGAAAAGGCAAAACGAUGUUGGCCAUUGCGUUGAUUGAGGAAUUCUCGAGAAAGCUCCGACUGGACCAAUCUGCGAAUGAUACCGCCUUGCUCUACUUUUUCUGCGACAAUCAAGACGACAGGCGUCGGACAGCGUCCCUCAUCCUUCGUGGCCUGAUAUAUCAAACUCUCUGUCAGCGUCCAGAUCUCGCCGUCUACUUGCAUAACGAGUACGAGAAACAACGCGAGCAAUUGUUCUCCUCUCCGAACUCCCUACACACAUUGUGGCGGAUAUUCCAGACCAUCAUCGAGUACUCCGGCCUCCGAGAGAUCUUUAUCGUGAUUGAUGCCCUUGAUGAAUGCGACAAAGAAACAAUGGAGACGUUCUUGGUGCUUCUUGAGCCUUACAUCACAAUUGAGGAUGAUGAGCUCGCUCAGAGUUUCCAGAAGGAUCCGAGAUGUAACAUCAAAUGGCUCUUGACGAGUCGAAACGAAUUGAUGAUUAAGCAGCUAUUGACAGGGUCACUAGACGUUAGUCUAGAGGAAAACUCUAGUCAUGUUGAUGAGGCUGUUUUGAAAUUCAUUGACGUCAAAGUGAACCAGUUGACCAGGGUGAAAAAUUACGAUGAGGCGCUUAGAGCAGUCGUGGGAGAUUGCCUUCGUCAGAAAGCCGAGGGAACUUUCUUGUGGGUUGCGCUGGCCUGUCGUGAAUUAUCGAAACCCUCGGUAUUGUCGAUCAACACGGAGGAGACACUUUCUCAUCUACCUUCUGGAAUAACGCCUUUGUAUACUCGAAUCAUGGAUCAAGUCUUGACCUCUGGAGACGAGAAGUCCACUGUUUAUAUCAAAUCGAUUCUCCAGUCUAUGAUCGUGGCUCUGAGACCUCUUAUGCUACCCGAGUUGGCUGUGGCUGCGGGCUUGCCAAAGCAAUAUCAUCACAACCUCCACGUGCUCGCAGAAUACGUCGACCAGUGUGGAUCAAUGGUUACUAUUCGGGAACGGCAAGCUCACUUCGUUCAUCUGUCGGCGAAGACCUAUCUAAGACAGGCCCAUUUCGUCCACUUGUCAGCCAAAACCCAUCUUCUCGAGAAUGGCAUAGACAGUAUUGUCUCUCACGACCUCCGUGCUGAGCACCGGAACAUGGCCAUUCAUUGCUUCCAAUACGUAUGUGGCCAAGUACGCUCUGGUCCAAAGCCUCGUGAUUCAUCACCAUCCAUAUCAUCAUUUCGCAAAAACAGCGAGGUGGGGAAAGACGCAAGAGAUGACAUCUCAUUCCUUGAGUAUCCCAUGCUUUUUUGGACAGAUCACGCGCGAGAUUCUUCGGAUGAUAUCUGCGAACAUUUUGACGUGCAGGAAGAAUUCUUUCAAGCGAGAUCAAAGGAAUUCCAAGGAUGGUUCGGCGCAUACUGGGUCAAGACUCACGCUGAAAGCGAAAAGGUACCAGGCUCGUUCACAGCAAUGCAUCUCGCAGCGUAUGCGGGGCUUUCAUGGUUGCUAUCGAAGCUGAUGGAGUCAGGUCGCGCGUCUGAUAUACACUCCCGUGACUCCCUCGGUAACCAGCCGCUCUUAUGGGCUGCGAUGAAUGGGCACUUCCAAGCGGUGCAAUUUCUAUUAGCUCGCGGAGCCCAAAUAGCAGCCAAAAACAAUGAAGGUGUGACCGCGCUUUACUGGGCAGCUAACAAUGGACAUGCGUCCAUCAUACAACGGCUGUUGGCCAAAGGUGCCAACUGCAGGCCCAAAGACAAAAUUGGAUGGACCCCGUUGCAUCGAGCAGCUUUCAACGGACACACAGGGGUUGCACGCGUACUUUUAGACAGCGACGCAGAUAUCGAGGCGAAGGAUGGUACAAAAUGGACCGCUCUGAUGCGAGCAGCGACUAAUGGGAAUAUGGAGGUUGUGCGACUCCUACUCGCAAGAGACGCAAAUAUCACAAUAAAAGAUAUGGAAGGCUGUACUCCCAUGCACCACGCAGCGUUGAAGGGCCAUGCGUCAAUCGUCAAGCUCCUCGUAGAACAAGGCGCCGAUCCAGAGCACCGGGACAACGACGGCUGGACAGUCUUGCAACAUGCAUCAUGGAAUGGCCAUGAGAAGACCGUGAGAUAUCUGCUCAAGAACGGCGCAAAUGUGCACUCCAGAGCAGAUAAUGGUUGGACAGCACUGCAUCAAGCUACAUGGAAUGGUCACGCAACAGUGGUUGGACGUUUGCUCAAAGGCGGCGCAGACCCAAAUGAGACUGAUGACGAAGGAGAAUCGCCUUUGCAUCAGGCUGCCUGGCGAGGGCAUCCUGCAGUCAUGAAGCUACUGUUGGAAGAAGAUGCUGACCCCAAUUUGAGAGACCGUACUGGCCAGACAGCGCUUCAUCAAGCCGCCAGUAAUGGCUCAAAGGCGGUAGUGCAGCUGCUGCUCGAUGAAGGAGCUGAUCCACGUGUUGAAGACGACGAUGACCGAAAGCCACAUUCGCUAGCAGAGGAAAAUUUCCAUCAUCAGAUAGCCAAGGUCCUGAGAGAUCGAGAAAAAGAGGUCUACGGUGACGAAGUACUUCCCGACACAAAUAAUAUUCCCAAAACAUCCCUUCCUGAUUCGCACGUGGAUUCAGCCAUCAUCGCCAUCCUCUCUGCAGACCCAGAAACAACCGUGAUUGAAGCGUAUGGUCAGGCAGGAUUUUCUACUCCAUCGAAGGUUACUACUGUCAAGGAAGGAAACAUUAGCGUCCAUUUUUUGAAGACAGGACCUGAUGGCGAAAUGUUCAAAGGAGAGCACGAAUCGUUGACUGCCAUUCACUCAGCCGUCCCUACCCUUUGUCCUAAAAGCGUCGCCCAUGGAAAGCUUUCGGAUUCUCCCGGCUACUUUCUCCUCACCGAGUUCAUCGACAUAGGGGCUGUCAGUGAUGGUAGUCAAAGUCAUGGUCUAUCUCUUGCUCAAAAGCUUGCAAAAUUGCAUAGCUCCCCUACGCUGAUUCCGGCAGGAUUUUCCCGGCCGGUUUUUGGCUUUCCCGUCAUGACCUGCGUUGGUCGCACACUUCAAAAUAAUGCAUGGAGUCGUUCUUGGCCUAAAUUUUUUGCCGAAAACCGUCUCCGCGCUGUCUGUAGCCUUGUUGAAAAAAAUCAUGGAAGCGACCCAGAUCUGACCUCCUUGCUUGAUCGGGUCGUUAAGGAGGUCAUCCCGCGGCUUCUGGGAAAUGGACAUCUGGGAGGGAGGCAGGGAGUUCAACCUGCGCUUGUUCACGGAGACCUGUGGUCUGGUAAUAAGGCCCGAGGAAGGGUCGGAGGCAAAGGCGGCAUGGAAGAUCUUAUAUUCGAUGCCGGCUCGUGCUUUGCGCACUCAGAAUACGAACUAGGAAUAAUGAGAAUGUUCGGAGGCUUCUCUGCUGGAUUCUUCAACGAGUAUCAUCGGCUGAUCCCGAAGACGGUACCAAAGAACGAGUAUGAUGAUCGUCUAGCGUUAUAUGAAUUGUAA
Molecule: messenger RNA, 4236 nt
Organism: Letharia lupina
Lineage: Eukaryota; Fungi; Ascomycota; Lecanoromycetes; Lecanorales; Parmeliaceae
Exons: 5
Coding region: 1-4236 (1411 amino acids)
Cellular component (GO): nucleus; cytoplasm
Molecular function (GO): protein binding
Source: RefSeq, a predicted model, not a curated record